This is a messenger RNA of Salvia miltiorrhiza (redroot sage), 1429 nucleotides long. Its product is annotated as probable aldo-keto reductase 2. The transcript has 5 exons. Gene Ontology annotation, cellular component: cytoplasm. The record is from RefSeq and is a predicted model, not a curated record. The coding region runs from base 241 to 1272 and encodes 343 amino acids. NCBI's taxonomy places the organism in Eukaryota, Viridiplantae, Streptophyta, Magnoliopsida, Lamiales, Lamiaceae.
AUCUCCAUUGCCACUGCCGAUCAAAUCUUAACACCGGUUUUCAUUUCUCUCAAACGAAAAAAAAAAAAAAAAAGCAACGUAAUAUAAACAACACAUUAUUCGAUCGAAUUGAAUCCAUGCGAUCAAACUGAAAAGGGAAAAAAAAAAUUAAAACCAAUGAACAACGUAUGAAAAUUUUUCGAAAUCACGAAGAAGAAAAGGGUAGGUGCAUUGUGAUUGGGUUUGGUGGAAUCACAAGUGAUGGAAGUGAAGGUGCCGAGGGUUAAGCUGGGGUCGCAGGGCCUCCACGUCUCGAAGCAAGGCCUUGGCUGCAUGGGCAUGUCCUUUCUCUACGGCCCCCCCAAGCCCGAGGCCGAUAUGAUCAAGCUCAUCCAUCACGCCGUCGAUUCCGGCGUCACAUUUCUCGACACCUCCGACAUCUACGGGCCCUACACCAACGAAACCCUCAUAGGCAAGGCCUUGAAAGGGGUAGCGAGAGGAAAAGUGCAAAUAGCUACAAAGUUUGGGAUAACCACAAAGGAUGGGAAUACGGAGAUACGUGGCGACCCACAAUAUGUGAGGGCAGCAUGUGAAGCAAGCUUGAAGCGUCUUGGCGUUGACUACAUUGAUUUGUACUACGCUCAUAGGAUUGAUACCCGAGUGCCAAUUGAAGUCACGAUGGGAGAACUAAAGAAACUCGUUGAAGAGGGGAAGGUAAAAUAUGUUGGUCUGUCUGAGGCCUCUGCUUCAACAAUCAGGAGGGCUCAUGCUGUUCAUCCAUUAACUGCAAUUCAGAACGAAUGGUCUUUGUGGUCAAGGGAUUUGGAGGACGAAAUAGUUCCCACAUGCAGAGAACUUGGCAUUGGAAUUGUUGCAUACAGUCCACUUGGGCGGGGUUUCUUUUCUUCAGGUGCUCAUUUGAUACAGAAUUUGCCAGAUGGUGACAUGCGAAAGAGUCUCCCAAGGUUCCAGAGAGAAAAUCUCGAAACGAACAAGGUGGUAUUCGACAAGGUAACUGAGAUGGCAGCACGAAAGGGUUGCACCCCGUCUCGACUGGCGUUGGCCUGGGUCCACCACCGAGGAGACGAUGUGUGUCCCAUACCGGGCACCACCCAGAUCACAAACUUGAACCAAAACAUAGGAGCUCUCUCUGUGAAACUAACUCCACAAGAUAUGGCUGAACUCGAGUCCUACGUCUCCGCUGAUACCGUGAAGGGUGAAAGACAUGCUCUGAUGGCUAGCACUUGGAUCGCCUCCGAGACACCUCCGCUCUCCUCUUGGAAAGCUGAGUAGGUACGAACGAUCCACGUGUUUUCUUCGUUCUCCACACGAAUACAAUAAUUCCCAUGACUCAAAACAAGUAGACUGUUUAGGUUUGUAGCUAUCUUCGUGUUCACUGAAUAAUGGUUGAAUGAUGGAAAGACUUGAUACAUAUAGCUCUUCUGUUUUA